Molecule: messenger RNA, 4967 nt
Organism: Diprion similis
Lineage: Eukaryota; Metazoa; Arthropoda; Insecta; Hymenoptera; Diprionidae
Gene: sei
Product: potassium voltage-gated channel subfamily H member 7-like
Exons: 25
Coding region: 193-4578 (1461 amino acids)
Biological process (GO): membrane repolarization during action potential; potassium ion transmembrane transport
Cellular component (GO): membrane
Molecular function (GO): inward rectifier potassium channel activity
Source: RefSeq, a predicted model, not a curated record
GCAGUUUAAUAAAAGUUUUACGUGCAAAAGAAGGAAAGAAAAGAGAAAGGAAAUAUAAGGUGCGCGGGUGAAGGCGAUAUUUCGUUAUCCUCCGAUUCUCUUCUCAUCUAAAAAUCCAUGAAAUAUCGCCAAAUUUUAAAAUUUUGGCUAAUCUGGUUUGGGAAGUAGUCGAGAAAUAUUAUAUCAUCUGAGAUGCCGGUUCGUCGAGGACACGUCGCUCCUAGGACAACGAUCAUCGAAACUAUCAUCAGGAAAUUCGACACCCAUGAUCGCAGUUUCCUCGUGGCGAACGCUCACCAAGGAUUAUGCCACAUAAUUUAUUGUUCGGACGGUUUUUGUCGCCUGACGGGAUUCUCCCGUGCGGAGGUGAUGCAGAGGCUGGCGGUCUGCGAGUUUCUUCACGGACCUAUGACGUCACCGCACGCGGUCGCCGCCCUCCGAGACGCCUUGGCUGCCGGCGUCGAGAAACACUUCGAAAUACUUUACUACAAGAAAGAUGGAACAAAGUUCCUCUGCAGCGAGGUGAUUGCCUUGAUAAGGAGCGAGGUAGACGAUAUUUGUCUGCAAAUAAUAAACUUCGAGGACCUCUCAGCUCAGCCGUCUCAACCACCCGCCAUUCCGCUGCCAAGUCACGCCAACAAUCGCCUCGUUACUCGAUUCGACAGGGCGCGAGCAUCGUUCCGGGCCGGAUUAUCGAGGACCGGAGUCGUCGGACCACCCCGAGUUCUUGGACGCCAAAGAACAUCGGCAACCCUUCAACCGAGGAGACUCGCCGACUCUCACGCCCUCGACGAGGAGGCCUCGGAAAAUUGUCCCCUGACGCGCGGCUCCCCGACGAUGAUGGACUCCUGGGGGGGUUCGGGAGCAAGAACGGGAACCCCGCCACCUUCGGCGGUCCUGCAUCAUCACCCGCAUCAGCAUCAGGUGCAAGGAGGCGCCGCAGGAUCGGGAAACGGGUGCGGAAAUACGGCGACGAGCGUCACGACGCCGACGCCGACGACGGGAACGACGGGGACGACGUCGGUCGGUCACGGGGGGUACGGAAGGCCCGGUGGAACCGGAACCGGAACCGGAACGGCGCCAAUAGCGAGUCCAGAGGGCGUGAGUGACGUUUCCCAGAAGUCCGGGAUGUGGGACGAUACGGGAAACUCGUCAUCCGGAGCCGCGGAAGGCCCGUCGAGGAGCGUUUCCCACGCGGCAAGUCUCGACGCCAUAUCACGAAGGAUGGUGAAACCGGAAGCCGGGAGAACGCCAUGCCGGAGUCUAACCUGCAGCGUCUUAACGGGUCGAGGGAGCGAGAACGUGGCCCUCGAACGACGACCGGCGACCCUCGAUAACUUGGCCGAAGCCACAAAACACUCCAAGAUAUUUCCCGGCGUAGCGUCUGAAAGCGAUCUUCAAAAAUGGCGGACUUCAAGGGACCGGAAAUCACCUUCGCUAAGUCAAAUGGGACCUGAUUCUAUCAAGCACAAGUUCUCCCUGCAAGAUAACGGCUCGGCGAAAUUCUUCCAGGGAGCAAUGCACACGCCUAACAUGGGGGAAAAGGUCGCUCAGGUGCUCUCCCUCGGUGCCGACGUACUUCCGGAGUACAAAUUACAGUCGCCCCGCAUCCACAAAUGGACGAUACUCCAUUACUCACCGUUCAAGGCGGUGUGGGACUGGUUGAUACUUCUCCUCGUGAUGUACACGGCUAUAUUCACGCCGUACGUUGCUGCCUUCUUGCUUUCCGAGCCCGACUACACAAAGAAGAGCAAAAACUACACGAGCAACCCCAUCGUCGUGAUCGACCUGAUCGUCGACGUCACCUUCAUCGUCGACAUACUGAUAAACUUUCGGACAACGUUCGUUAAUAGGAACGACGAGGUUGUCUCGCACCCUGGCAAAAUCGCCGUGCACUACCUAAAGGGUUGGUUCAUAAUCGACCUGGUCGCCGCGAUACCGUUCGACCUCCUAUUCUUCGGCACAAAUACGGACGAGCUCGGCUUGGACAAGGAUGAGACGACUACUCUGAUUGGUUUGUUAAAAGCUGCCAGAUUGUUACGAUUAGUAAGGGUGGCAAGGAAGAUCGAUCGUUACAGCGAAUAUGGCGCUGCGGUGCUUCUUCUCCUAAUGGCAUCGUUCGCUCUCAUUGCUCACUGGCUUGCCUGCAUCUGGUACGCCAUCGGAAACGCGGAGAGGUCAUCGCUUAAAAGUAAAGUUGGCUGGCUGGAUAUACUGGCGAAUGACACCCACCAAUUUUAUCACUUAAAUGACACUGGCGGUCCGAGUAUAAAGAGCCGAUACGUGACAGCGUUGUACUUCACGUUCAGCAGCUUGACUUCGGUCGGUUUUGGAAACGUCGCGCCAAAUACGGACGCCGAAAAAAUAUUCACCAUAAUCGUAAUGCUGAUAGGAUCUCUGAUGUACGCGAGUAUAUUCGGAAACGUUUCGGCGAUUAUCCAGAGGCUCUACAGCGGGACGGCUCGGUACCACACGCAGAUGCUGAGGGUGAGAGAGUUCAUAAAGUUCCACCAGAUACCCAACCCUCUUCGGCAAAGGCUCGAGGAGUACUUCCAGCAUGCCUGGACCUACACGAACGGCAUCGACAUGAACAGCGUGCUGAAGGGGUUCCCCGAGUGUUUACAGGCGGACAUUUGCCUUCAUUUGAACAGGAACCUGCUCAGCAAUUGCACAGCAUUCGAAGGAGCGAGUCAAGGCUGUCUCAGAGCCUUGUCCCUGAAGUUCAAAACCACGCACGCACCUCCAGGAGACACGCUUGUUCACCGAGGAGACGUGCUCACCUCGCUCUACUUCAUAUCGCGAGGUAGCAUCGAGAUACUGAAGGACGACAUAGUCAUGGCGAUCCUCGGCAAGGACGACAUAUUCGGCGAGAAUCCAUGCAUUUACCCAACCGUCGGAAAGUCAUCCUGCAACGUACGCGCCCUGACCUACUGUGACCUCCACAAGAUACAUCGAGACGAUCUGCUCGAUGUCCUGGCGCUCUAUCCGGAGUUCGCAAACCACUUCAGCACCAACCUUGAAAUCACGUUCAACAUGCGUGAUGAGGAACAAGCUGGAGUGGAUCCAAUGUCGGCUCGAUUUCCGGUCAGCACGCCAACCGACGUGGACGUCGACGCGAGGCGAUUCGCUUUUCGGCCUCCGAGGUACCGUCGAGGUCCAGGAGGUGGCGGAGGAGCGCCGCCGGGAUCAAACCUGGUUCCCACGGGGCGUCAGGACUCGCUGCAGGACGACCAGGAAGAAUAUGACAGAGGCAGCGGUCACGGGAUCCUGGAGUUCAGCACCGACAAAGCCGGGCAAGACGUGACGCCCCUAAACCUCGAAUUCGACGAGCCGAAACAGCGGAGUUCUACCCUGAAUUCGAUAACCGGCAUGCUAACCCAUCUCAAGCGCAGCAUACCGGACCUUCGCCAGCACAAGAUACAUCUCCAGCCACUGACGAGCCACGACUACCUCGCGAAGCAAGUUACUACGCCCCUGACUAGACCCGCGAGACGAAGCUCGGCUGCCGGCGAAAGCUGCCUCAGUCACACCGCCGCCCAUCCAGCAUCAACCACUUCUAGUCACUACACGACCCCAUCACCGCCCCAGCAUCCACACUCGCACGGUGAAUUCCAAAGUGGUCCGGGCCGGCCACUGGACGAGAUAAACGCCAGGAUAGAUCAACUCACCCGUCAAGUUACGUCCUUAGAGCACUCGAUGGCUGGGGACGUGAGGCUGAUCCUGGCCCUCCUCCAGCAAACCCUCAACUCCUCGCGGGAGAGUUCGAGCAUCGAAAUGAUGCCCGGAACCGCGCCUGCGAUGACGAUAAAAUCGACCGGUAGAGCGCCGGCUCUCGUCCAGAGAUCGGCGAGCGAACCGCAACCUCCGAGCAUUCCUACUUCGACCAGCUACGGCAAUGGACAUGGGAAAAUCCAGCCCAGUACCUCGCACAGUUUGUUCAGCUUUCUUUCCAAAUCUCUGGAUCAGUUGCAUUUGAUAUCGGCGUCUUUUGUUUUGGAUAAAUUGGACAAGUUGAAAAGGCCGCCAACCCGAGAGCCGACCUUCGCGUCAUCGGGCACGUCGCGCUUGACGGUAACGUCGGAAAGCUCGGCGUUGGCUUCGGCUCUGCAGUCCGCCCUGAACGGUAGACCAGGACCGACGAGGUCCCAAAGCCAACCCGUCGACCUAGCAGUCCCAGCCACCGUCCAACAGGCCCAUCAUCAGCCGUCUGCCUGGCACAGCCAGCCAGCAGCCUUCAGGCGAGGCGAGUUCAGGACCGGUUACAGCUCGUUCAACAAACGGUCGGAAACUGAUCUUGGAGCGGGAUCCGAGGAUCCAUGGAGCUGUGGCGAUCAGUCGAGACCAAAUCAGCAGCAGCAAAGGCCGAGAAGCAGUGAGAGCCGGAAGGAAGUAUCAGGCGAGGCGGUUUCCGGUCAGAGAUCGUCGACGACGCCGGGUGUCGAGAGUCACGCGCUUAUUCAGCGGCCGGAAUCCUCGCGGCAAACCAGUGAAGACAUGUCCUGGGAAUUUGCGAUAAACGAGGCACCAAUAGCGAGGCUCGAAUCCCUCGACGAGUUGGACCAGGAUCACGGGAGUUAAGACGUGAUUAUAAUUAAUGAAUUACGAAUUGCGAACAAGCGGGGAAAAAUAAAAAUAUCGGAAAAUUUUUGCCAACUAAUCGAUUUAUUGGUAAAAAAUAUUUUUAAAACUGCACACGGUUUGUUGUAACCAAGGUGAAUUUUUUUUUUUUUUUUUUCAAGCAUUGUUUUAUAUAUAUCUAUAUAGUCCAAUGGAUUUGAGAUCGUCGAAAAAUUCGCCAUUCAGUAUAGAAUUAAUUAUGAUAACGAUGACGAUUAUGAUUAUGAUUAUACGAACAUCGUCCAGUGUACCUGAUGAUGAUGACGAAUAGUUGCAAGUCACGCGUGAACGAUUAACCAACAUAUUGUAACGUGUAAUGUAAUCAUUCAUCAAGAAUUAUAAAAUUCGAG